Molecule: messenger RNA, 514 nt
Organism: Ectocarpus sp. CCAP 1310/34
Lineage: Eukaryota; Phaeophyceae; Ectocarpales; Ectocarpaceae
Source: the annotation of a GenBank genome assembly
ACUACGAGCCACCGCAUACCAUGGAUGUUAUGAAACUAGACAACGUUCAGCCUCUCCCGCUGGAGUUCAACGGGUAUGUCGAGGGCACGUUGGAUUUGCUCCUGGGCGGCAAGGGCCUCUCGCAGAUCAAGCUUCUCAAGCACCUNUACGAGCCACCGCAUACCAUGGAUAUUAUGAAACUAGACAACGUUCAGCCUCUCCCGCUGGAGUUCAACGGGUAUGUCGAGGGCACGUUGGAUUUGCUCCUGGGCAGCAAGGGCCUCUCGCAGAUCAAGCUUCUCAAGCACCUCCAGAACGUGUGCAUCGUGUACGCUUGCUUGGCGGUCAAGCGGAACGCCGGGAUCGUCUCCACGGAGGCUAAGUACAAGGCAGCGGCCAAGGGCUACAAGGACAUCGCUGUCCCAGGAUUCUUCAAGUGGCUCAAGGAAAACGGCAUAGUGAUCAAGCAGGCGUGGCUGACGUUCGAGGUCAUGGGCAGAACAAGUCUGAACGGAGGGUACUGGGCGAGUACCGA